Molecule: messenger RNA, 2147 nt
Organism: Symsagittifera roscoffensis
Lineage: Eukaryota; Metazoa; Xenacoelomorpha; Acoela; Convolutidae
Exons: 12
Coding region: 122-1945 (607 amino acids)
Source: RefSeq, a predicted model, not a curated record
UUUACUGAAUCAUUACGCUCAAGAAAUUGUAACUCAUUGUGUUUUCAACUUACAAAGCUCACCUGAAAUAAAUUUAUUAGUUGAAGAAUUAAAUUAAUUUCUUUUUAUAUAGCAAGUCUAGAUGUUUUUCCUUGUUGACAAGAAGCUGAGGCCGCAAGACGGCGAUGAUGAUCAUGCUUGGGUCAUUUGGUCACUUGUUGAGGGUGGGUAUGACAAGGAAGCGCGUGAUCAGAUAUCGAAGAUAGUGGUGGCAUGUGUGGACUACCUGGAGGACUCCAUCUGCAGAAGUAGCAUCCGAUUCAUCACCACAUCCUCCCUCCGAAUCUCAGUUCUCACUAUCGACCAAUUCGUCAUAGGUCUUGGCUGCAGCAAAUGUUUCACGAAUGCUCAAGUAGACAGUAAACUGAAGACAAUCGUCGACAUUUUCUCCUUUUACUGUGGAUCCUUCGAAAAAAUCAGACUGAGCAUCAUAGGACCUGGUCCCGAUUACAAAAGAACGAGAGAAUUCAAAACCGCUUUUUAUCCUAAAGACUAUCACUCGGUCGAUAAGGAGGAGGAGGAGGAGGAAAGCCAACAGAGCACAGAACCAGUGUUUCUACCUGAUGAAACAGGCAGCUGUGGUUCGACUCCUGCUUUGGGCCACUUUUUCGAACGAUAUGUGAAAGAGAGGUUCAUUUCUGCGCCUGGAACUGCUUUCAAUUUGAAGUUCAUUCCUCAGCACAGCGAGCGUGACAUUGCACUGCUGACUCAUCAGAUUUUGAGCAACCUUGUCAGUCGACCGAUGGUUUGUGGGGUGGCAGUUUUCUUCAAGGGAAAGGCGAUCUUGUCGACACUGCCUCACCAGUUGACGAGCAACAUCCAGUACCUGAUUGAACAGAAGAUAGCCUCUUUGGACAGGGAGAAGAAAGACAACAAUGACGUCAUUAACGGACAAUGUCGUUGUGAAAUGAAUCUGGAACUACCCCAGCUUGUCGUAGAAGGUAUGAAACAAGAAAUCGGUCAAGAGGAUCUUAAAUUACGGAACUUAAGAGAAGUUUACGUAACGAAAGAGCAAUACAUCCAGUGCCUCAAAUCUUCAGACAACAUUGCCCAAAACCUCCACACCUCGACCUCCUUCAAACCACGUGACUUCAAAACCCUUAGAGGUUCUAAUCCUCUGGGCAUGGGCGGGGCUACUGCUGCGAGUCUGUUUGCUGAUGAGAGCAGCAAACGCUCCGUCGAAAUACCAGAACUGGAGUGGGGGAGAGUUCCUCUGUACCUGCAUGACAGGGGUGACGCCGACAUUGCAGUGUGCACUCUGCUUCAGAAGGGAUCACUAGAGAGUGUGGAUCAUCUUCUUAACCUAAUUAAUAUUCUCUUGAGCAAAGCUAAAACCCAGUUCGAUGAACUCUUCCACAGCAAGAGCAUAAUGUCCAACUCCAAAAUACAAGAACAUGCAGCCGUAGUUUUCAACAACAUGGAGCGCAAUCCAGAGUUUGAGGUGUUACAGACACUGCAGAUGGUGAAGGCAGAGGGGGGCUUAACAGGGACGGGGGGAGGCAGCAGCAGCUCCGGCAACAAGUCCUCCUCUUCUUCAGCCGCAAAUUCGAAAGCGGACAGAUUGUUUGGAGUGGACCUGAUGACUGGAUCUCUGAGUGGCCGUGAAGACUAUGAGCAGACGAGUGCCGAGUCGAAGAGGACAUUCGCUCUCAUUCAGGGACUAAUAGAGCAGAACACACAGAGCUCCAGGCCUGGAUACCCCGCAGAGAUACAUAUCAAGUCCGCCCAGUCGUACCAGAGUCUUUACUCGAUGGGGGAGCACAUGGCCUUCUACGAACACGUGUUCGGCAUGGGGGGCUCAUUGCACGACAACUCCCUUCCUGCCAUCAUCAUGCGGAUGGAGAAGCAGUCUCUGGACACUGCCAAAUUCAAAACAGAAUCCAAGAACAAACAAUCUAACCAAUGAAAUCAAAGCUAAAUACAGAUAGUCGAUAAAGAAGAAAACGAGAAAUACUUUAGUGUAUUUUUCCAUCCAGCUGGGAGGGUCAAACAGAAGAUUUUCAUAGCACUUUGCUUAGAAACGUAUUAUUUCAGUUUUGAAGUGCUUAACUUCAGCAAAUUGAAAAUUAUUUAAUUAUCAAGCUGCAGAUAAACAUCGAAUACAAAAU